Messenger RNA from Notodromas monacha, 1266 nucleotides. The record is from the annotation of a GenBank genome assembly. NCBI's taxonomy places the organism in Eukaryota, Metazoa, Arthropoda, Ostracoda, Podocopida, Cyprididae.
AUGGUCGAUCACUGGCCCAUACGGGUCAACCGUGUCGAGGAGUGGGAACAAGGUCGCGGGACCAGCAUCUGCGUUUUUGUUGUUUUGUUUUUCGUCGCCGCAGUCUUGGUUGCCUGCCUUCGCGUCGAACAGGCAACUUCUCCGCUGAUGGAACGGCUCAGUGUCAAACUGGGCUGGCGCGGAGUUCGGGUCAAGCGUGUCCCUGACAUGUCUUUGUUGCAAUGGCGCAUCUUUCUCUCUGCUUUUCCUUCUGGAUCGCCUAGUGACUUGUCGAACCCGAUUCCGAAGAUUGUUGAUUUUGUGAACAUAUAUUUUUACACGGAACAUUCUCAACGAACUCCGCCAAUAGUGUUGAUUACAGUGUUCGUGAGCGCCGUCGACUGGAUAAAGCCUGUAUAUGGAAGUGUUCGGAGAGUAGCACGUUACGGUGACGAUGCACUGGCAGUUUCCAGGGAAAAUCGGGAACCACUCCUGUUUGAUGAUAAAACGAGGAGCUUGGUCAUGGUCUACGUACUGCCGUGUUCAUUUACAGCGGCGGCGGCUUUGCAUGAUAUUAUUCAGUGUCGAACUUUGUGGCUGUCGGGUCGCGUUGUUCGCGCAAUGAACCCGCCGCCGGAACCGAACCCUCACGGGGCGGUCUUUCCCGUUGCCCGACCAGGGUCUUCGAAGCAUCAGGAAGGCAUGGCGCCCGGUGGCGGUGUGACGCUGGCCGUUCCGACGCCGACUUCGUUGAUACCGAACCAGACCGUGAUCCCGAACACGGGGCUUUUCCUUACCGUUCCCACCCAUCAUACCCGUCGGCGACACUCGUGGAUCUGCAGUGAACCUUCUGGCACAUCGAGUCUUUCGCAGCAAUUUUCUCUGCUGUUGUGGGUGGCAGCAAUUAUUUCUCCGCGUGUCGAUUCCGCUGGUGAGCAGCCGGCCUAAAGCACGGAGUAACCGAAAGAUUGUGUCCGAAGACUGACGUGUUACGUUUUGUUCGAAAGGGAAGCGGCAUGGCGAAGGGAUGUUCUUGGAUUUCUUCUCAUAUUUCAGGAGUUCACUGAUUUCUUCCAGGCUCUUGUAAUUUUUGCCCAGCACACAUUCAGUGGAACCUGCAUUUUCAGGACAGAAGAUAGGAAGAUUUAUUGCGGAUACGGUGUAUGGCAAAUCGAUGCUCCAUAACAACUUCAUAGGUUUUCAAUGACCGGAUGUAGUUUUGAUCAACGUUAGAAUUCAGUUCAACAUUAUAUAUCGACCAAAUACAGUAUCAGACGUGUUUACAUA